Saccoglossus kowalevskii is the source of this 931-nucleotide messenger RNA. Its product is annotated as ribosomal RNA processing protein 1 homolog A-like. NCBI's taxonomy places the organism in Eukaryota, Metazoa, Hemichordata, Enteropneusta, Harrimaniidae. Gene Ontology annotation, cellular component: nucleus; preribosome, small subunit precursor. Gene Ontology annotation, biological process: rRNA processing. The record is from RefSeq and is a predicted model, not a curated record.
CGAGUACCUUAAAAAACUACAGCGUUGAGGUUCAUUUCGCCCAACGUCUGGCAGCGAGUGAGAAAAAGAUCCGAGACAAAGCUGUGAAGAGAUUGAGAAGUUGGAUCACAAUAAGAUCGCAGUCGGAGAAAAAUGAUUUUUCCGAGGAUGAUCUAAUGAAGAUUUGGAAAGGAUUGUUUUAUUGUGUUUGGAUGAGUGAUAAACUACUCAUACAGCAAGCAUUGGUAGAAAAUAUAGCAACUCUUGUAUAUUCAUUCAAAUCACAAAAAUCAGUUAUGUUGUAUAUAAGGACAUUCUAUAAGACAAUGAUGAGAGAAUGGCUGGGAAUUGACCAUCUAAGAAUAGAUAAAUAUUACAAGUUGGUGAGGAAGAUGCUGAAUCAUAGUUUUGAAAUGAUCAAGAAAAGUGAAUGGAAACCAGAAGUUAUUGAUGAAUUUGUUGAUGUAAUGAAGACGACUGUUUUGACUCUGACCCAGACGUUACAGUCCCUGAUGGUUUACGAUUCCACAUGGCUGAUAUUUAUUUGGUUGAAUUAUGUAAAGUAGGAGGUAACCAGUUAUCCCCAGAAGAAACUUUAAAAUUCCUUGAUCCAUUCUGCGUUCUUGCGGCAAAAACAUCAAAAGCAGCCUUACUCCGAGUGAUUCUCAAUGAAAUAUUCAGGAAUGGAAUCCUCCGGCAGUCAGACAUCACAAUGGCAGAAAAGGAAGAUAGAGGUGAGAUGAAAGCUGAUAAUAAUGAAGAUGAUGAUGAUGCUGAUGAGGAACAGAUGGAACAAGAUGAGGAGAAACAAGACAGUUCGAAGGAAAAAACUAGAAAAGCAAAAUUAAAGUUUGAUUAUGGGGCUAUUGCUGAUAGGAUAUUUGCAUUGUCAAGUGAACCAAGUGUUCUUGGUAAAAAUAGAAAACGACUUUACCAAAUGGUUCAAAAGUAA